AUGCGCAUUGAAGGAGUUCGGGCCGAUGAGUAUACUCAUGCUGCGAUUAUGAAUGAAUUUGCUUCCCGCUCGCAAUGCGGUUUGGUUGGCUCGGCUUUGCUACUGUUGGAAGAGAUGCAUGACCCAGAUAUUGUUUCUUGGACGACAGUUAUUUCUGGAUUCUCAAAUAAUUGGUGUGUGAAGGAAGCCUUUUGGUCAUUUAAAAAAAUGCAGUUAGCCAAUAUCAAGCCAAAUUCGUUCACUUUAGAGGUUGUGAUCAGUGCUUGUGCCGAUUCUAGUGCAUUUCAAAAGGGUAAACAAUUUCAUGGCCAUGUUAUUGUGGGAAGUGCCAUUGUACAUAUGUAUUCAAAGUGUGGUGAGAUGGAGGAUGCACUCAGGGUAUUUGAGAACAUGCCUGAGAGAGACAUUGCUUCUUGGAAUGGAAUUAUAUGUGGAUUUGCCCAAAAUGGUGAAGCCACGAAGGCACUCAAGCUGUAUGAUGAGUUGUUGCUAUCUGAACCGUCUGUCAUUGCCCCAAAUGAUGUCACGUUUAUUGGCGUGCUUAACACAUAUAGUCACGGUGGAUUGGUAAGAGAGGAUAUAAUUACUUCACUGACACGAUUAAUAGAUACAUGA
Diospyros lotus (date-plum) is the source of this 615-nucleotide messenger RNA. RefSeq names its product pentatricopeptide repeat-containing protein At4g37170-like. Gene Ontology annotation, biological process: RNA modification. The record is from RefSeq and is a predicted model, not a curated record. Gene Ontology annotation, molecular function: RNA binding; protein binding. Bases 1 to 615 code for a protein of 204 amino acids. The transcript is spliced from 2 exons. Lineage: Eukaryota; Viridiplantae; Streptophyta; Magnoliopsida; Ericales; Ebenaceae.